AUGUUGCUUAAAGGCUUCUUAUUGUCCAUUGUCUUGUACAUUGUCUACUUGCUGGGUGUGGGUUUCAAUCAAGGCGAAGGCCAUCUGAAUAUCAGCUGGAAGGAGGCACAGAACGAGGUCAAGCAAGCCUUUGUUGAUUCCUGGCAUUCGUAUGAAAAGAAUGCCUGGGGUGCCGAUAUAUAUCACCCAAUCACGCAAACUGGAGAAAAUAUGGGUCCAAAGCCCUUGGGCUGGAUGAUUGUUGACAGCUUGGACACCAUGAUGAUGAUGGGGUUGACGGAUGAAACCGCCAGAGCCCGCAAAUGGAUCAAGAAGGAAUUGACCUACGACUUUGACUACGAUGUCAAUGUAUUUGAAACCACCAUCAGAAUGUUAGGUGGGUUGUUGUCCGGAUUCUACCUCUCCAAGGACGAUGUCUACCUUGACAAGGCUACCGACUUGGCCAACCGAUUGCUCGGAGGCUUCAAUACCCCAAGCGGCCUUCCAUAUGCGUCGGUUAAUUUAAAAACUGGUAAGGGGAUUAAGAACCACGUUGACUCUGGCGCUUCGUCUACGGCCGAAGUGGCCACCCUCCAGUUGGAAUUCAAGUAUUUAGCCAAGUUGACCGGUGAAAAGAUGUACUGGGACAAGGUUGAAAAGAUCAUGGAAGUGUUGGAACGUAACCAGCCGGAAGCCGGGUUGGUUCCAAUUUACGUUAAUCCGGAUACUGGGAAGUUCAAGGGUAACUUGAUCAGAUUGGGCUCCAGGGGUGACUCGUACUACGAAUACUUGUUGAAACAGUUCUUGCAAACCAAUCGACAGGAGCCCGUCUAUUACGACAUGUACCUCGAGGCGGUACAGGGGAUCAAAAAGCACUUGACGCGCAAGUCACAGCCUAACGGUUUGACCUUUAUCGGCGAAUUAGAAAGAGGCAUUGGCGGCGAGCUCUCCCCAAAGAUGGACCACUUGGUCUGCUUCAUCGGUGGUUUGUUGGCAUUGGGUGCCACUGAGGGUUUGCCUUACAACGAUGUGAGAAAGUCUGGCUGGUGGAGCUCCUCCCGCGAGUCUGAAUUGCAUUUCGCCAGAGACAUUACGCACACCUGUUACAAGAUGUACCAGGAUGUGUCAUCGGGCUUGUCACCUGAAAUUGUUGUCUUUAAUACUGACGCAAAGAGCAAGGAAGACUUUUACAUCAAGCCCCUUGACAGACACAACCUCCAGAGACCUGAAACCGUGGAGUCCUUGUUCGUCUUGUACAGAAUCACCAAGGAUCCGAUCUACAGACGCUGGGGCUGGGAGAUUUUCCAAUCGUUUAAGAAGCACUCCCAGUAUAUUCACGAGGACGGCGAGGUUACAUACACCUCUUUGAAGGAUGUGACCACGGACCCACCAGUGAAAAAGGAUGAAAUGGAAUCCUUCUGGCUCGCUGAAACCUUAAAGUACCUCUACUUGUUGUUUGACGACGAGGACACCAUGCCGUUGGACAAGGUGGUCUUUAAUACUGAGGCGCACCCGUUCCCCAAGUUCGACUUGGGCACAUUGUUCGAAACUGGCUGGACAGCUGCCGCCCCUGUUGAGGUUAAUCCCGAGGCUGGCCAGCCACUCCCAAGGAAGGCUUUGGACACGCCAAUCAAGGCUAUUCCUAAGGCCGCUGAACCGGCCAAGCCAAUUGACCAGGUUGCUAGAGAAGCUGCGUUGGAUAAUCCGGAAAUCUUGAUGGGCCCGAGGGAUGAUGCGAAGAUGAAAGAACUUGAGGGCGAUUUGGAAGAUCUAGCAAAGCACGACGCCUAGUUCGUGUUCCAUUUCGAAGUUCAAAAUUAUUGCUUGCGUACACUAAUCUUUUCAUUCGCUUCUUAAAAUACUAAUAUGCUAUAUUUUUAGCCUUGGAAAGCCACCAAAAUGUAACAUGAUUUCCAUCCCAUGAAUAAUCAGUCCUGUUUCGGGCUUCGGCCCGGAUCAUACAAUACGUCGUAUGCAGGCUACGCACCGGUAUCUGCCGGGGCUCGCAUUGUGAUGCUGCCCGGCCAAUAGUCUGUACAAGUAUCAUGUGUAUUGG
Messenger RNA from Babjeviella inositovora NRRL Y-12698, 2035 nucleotides. RefSeq names its product mannosyl-oligosaccharide 1,2-alpha-mannosidase (gene MNS1). Lineage: Eukaryota; Fungi; Ascomycota; Pichiomycetes; Serinales. The transcript has 2 exons. Gene Ontology annotation, molecular function: mannosyl-oligosaccharide 1,2-alpha-mannosidase activity; calcium ion binding. Gene Ontology annotation, biological process: N-glycan processing; carbohydrate metabolic process. The record is from RefSeq and is a predicted model, not a curated record. Bases 1 to 1770 code for a protein of 589 amino acids. Gene Ontology annotation, cellular component: membrane; endoplasmic reticulum.